Myotis myotis is the source of this 4301-nucleotide messenger RNA. It is a transcript of the gene OCSTAMP, whose product is annotated as osteoclast stimulatory transmembrane protein. The record is from RefSeq and is a predicted model, not a curated record. Gene Ontology annotation, cellular component: membrane. NCBI's taxonomy places the organism in Eukaryota, Metazoa, Chordata, Mammalia, Chiroptera, Vespertilionidae.
ACUUUUUUAAGUGGCUGCCAGAAAUGUUUAAAUGGUUCCCAUUCUGCUUCUAUUGGAUAGCACUGUCUAUUUGGGAAGAUUUCAGCCACCUCUGCAUAUUCUCAAAUCAAGUACAUGGCAGUGACGUGCUACACCCACAGGCUGUAAGAUUCAAUGACUCCCAUAGCGUAUGGGCCUCUGAUUCUGAUUCCAGAUCUGAGGGUUUACCACUUCCUCUUCCUGUCCUGUCUUAUGGCUAUGAAUCCUCAAUGCAGAAAUUCCCUUCAAUUACGUUGAUUCUAUUUUGGUGAUUCAGAAGCCGCUUCCGGCUGUUGUGGACUUGAAGUCAAGCCAGCCUUAUAUAGGCAGAAGUGGCUGCCUACAUGUGCUGAGAAAAGCCAAAAAUAUCUUCUGCCCUUUCCCUGCCUAUUGCCCCCAUCUGCCCAAAUCUUACACAUCCACCCAGAGGCCUUUGGGCAAUGACCAACAUGGGUCUUAACCAGUCAGUUCCCUGAUGCCAGUGCAGAAACUGGGCAAAUGCUGGUGUCUUCCAGGGCACUGUGCUGCUCAUCUCCAACCAGCACCGUCCCCUGAAAUUUCCCAGGUGAGGGGACCCUGGUCAGGGAUCUUGCCCAGUGGGCAUCACAGAGACCUGUACAGUCAGGUCUCAGCAGCCCGAAACACACGCAGGCAUAGCUGUCAGCCACGGUGAGAAGGAGCAAGCAGGAGCAUCGAGCUGUUGUUUACUGGGCAUUCUGCAUACAUUAUCUCACUAAAUCCUCAAGGCCACCCGAGAAAUAUUCUCCUUACAGCAGAGUCCACACAAGUUCAGAGAGGGAUAGUGUGUUGUCCAAGAUCACACAGCACACACAGUAUGUGGAAACGUUGGGCCUCGUUUUCAAGGGGCUUCAACCUUCAGCUGGAGCAGAGUAGAAGCUGCCCUUAGUGAAGGUGUCUCCACGUGGCCGGGCACUGCUGUUUCCACCUGGGCAGCGGUGCCCCUCACCUUGGCUGGAUGGCUCCACAGGCACAUGCCUUUGCUGCUCCGGCCCAUUGGGUGCCCCGUUCUCUGCACACUGGGUGCCUGGCCUGCCUUCCUGGAGGGGUUGUGAUCUGGGAAGGAUGUUAGGCUCCCUGUGGGCCCAAAGUGUCUCAUUCAGUUGUGUCACUUCUCCUAUCUGGGCCACAAGACAUCCUCCUUCAGGCCUGAGCAAGUGACCCAGGCACCAUGUCCUUAUAAGGGAAAAUGGCAGAGAGUCUGGAAUGCAGCUUAAAUGUCCCCUAACCAGCCCAUCCUGCAGGGUGGGGACCUGGGGGCUCAGGAGAGGCCUUCUGGAGGAGGCAGUCCUACAGGCAGUGAUGGGGCACAGAGGUGCUGGGAGAAGACAGCCUGGAAGUGUACCUGCAGGGUAAUGACUGCAGCCUAGCACAUACAGGGAACACACAUUUAUUGAGCAGCUACUAUUUGCAGUGCCAGAGCAUCACAAGGUCCUCAUGAGUCUUAGGACUCCUUCCCUCCACACUAGUAGAGAACGGUGGUUGACCGGUUGACUUUGGAACAGGACUGUGGGGUAUAAAUUAUGGUUUCACCUCUUAGCAGCUGAGUGGCUUGGUUAAGAGACUUAACUCUCUGAGUCUCAGUUUCCUAAACUGAAAAGUGGAAACAAUAACAGCCCCUACUACGAAGGGUUGUAAAUUGCUAGGAUUCAAUAAAUUCAUUUAUAAACUGUUCAGAUGCUAAGCAAGUGCUCAAUAAAUAUUAACUAUUAUCACAAUUAUUCUCUUUUAAGAGGAGAAAACUGAGAGUAAGAGAAAUGAGGUCACCUGCUUAAGGUCACACAGCUAGGGAGGGACAGAGCUGUGCUUUGAAGCCAGGUCCCCAUUUGCCUAAAGACAGGAGGGGAGCUGGAGAGAAAGACGAAAGCCAAUGAUGGUUAGAGAAAAGUCUUCGCAGAAAUCCAGUUGUCUCCCGUGGGUCCCCACCCUCUAAGAGGUGGGCUAAGGCUGCUCCUGGGACACCUAACUGUGGAAGGAAAGGGAAAGAGAAAGCUGAGCAGAGUUCUAGUCCCAGCACUGCCACGAAUGAGCUGAAUGGCUUCCCUGCACCUCAGUUUCCUCCUCUGUGAAAUGGAACUAAUUCCAUCUUCCUGUUACAGGACUACCAGGACUAGAGAUGUUGCUUGGGAAAGGCCCGUUCUCUCCUCCCACACCUUCUACCCACUCCUGCCUACCCGAGGAGGAUGAGGCAGCUUGCCCAACCUCCUGGGAGGUGGGCCCCGGCAGGGCGGGACAGGCGGCCAGGAGGACUUAAUUAAGGGCAGAAAAGCAGAAGUGACAGGCUUUCCCAAGUCUCAGAGGACGAAAUUCCCCACACUUCCUCUCCACCUGCUGCCGCUGCCUAAGGCCUCCUGGCUGGCUCCGCUGCUAUUCAGGAGGCAUGAGGACCCUCCAGGGGACAGCUGCGCACCUCAUCAGGACCGGGUGGAGAUUCUGGCUCUUGGGGCUCUGCAAGGCCCUUGUCCCACUGCAGGCGGCCUGGGCUGCCUUCUCUCAGCCUGUCCCAGCCAGCUAUGACCAGCUGUUGAUCCAGCUUCUCCUGUGUGGUUCCCUAGCUGUUGCUGCUGCAGGUCUGGCCCACCACUGGCUAGUGUCCUCGCUGCUUUAUCCUCUGGGGCCCUCGGCCAUGGUGGCCUCUCUCUGUGGCCUCCUGGUCUUACUAGGCCUGGGCCUGGUGCCUCCAGCUCGCUGCCUGUUUGCACUCAGCGUGCCAACUCUGGGCACAGCACAGGGCCGCCGCCUGCUCCUAUCCUGGAGUACUGCCACCUUGGCUGUCACCGUGGUGCCCAAUGUCUUGGCUAACGUGGGCGCAGCUGGACAGGUGCUGAGGUGUGUCACCGAGGGCUCCCUGGAGAGUCUUCUCAACACCACUCACCAGCUACACACAGCGUCCAGGGCUCUGAAUCCCACUGGCCGAGGCCUGACACUCCAGGCCCAGGGCAAUGGCUCUGUCUUCCGGCUUCACAUGCUCAAGGUCACUCAGCAGGUCUUGGAGGACUUUUCUGGCCUGGAGUCCCUGGCCCAGGCAGCAGUGCUGGGCAUCCAGCGGGUGGUGACAGGACUCUUUAUGCUGGGCCUCCUGAUAAACUCAGCCCGGUAUCUCCAUUGCUACCUGACUGACCUGCGGUUUGAUAAUGUCUACGCCACACGGCAGUUAGCCCAGCAUCUGGAAGAGACUGGGGCCACACACCUGCUGACCUCCCCACCAGCCUGGCUGCUCAGGGCGGCUUGGCCAAGGCUGUCCCAGGGGGAGCUGCUGAGCUGUCUACUAAGGCUGGGGCUGCUCACCCUGCUUCUGGUGGCCACAGCGGUGACCGUGGCCACAGACCACGUGGCCUUCCUCCUGGCACAGGCAGCCGUGGACUGGGCUCAGAAGCUGCCUGCUGUGCCCGUUACACUCAUGGUCAAGUAUGAUGCUGCCUACACCGUCCUGGACUUCGUCCCCUUCCUCUUCAACCAGCGGCCUCUGGAGAAACCCUUCCACUCUGCCCACAGGUCCUUCCAGUGGGAGCUCCGCUUCACCUCCCCUGGCUGCCCGCUGCUGCCCGCCCAGCGCCCCCUCACGGCCGCCCCCCUGGCCGCGGGGGUCCUGCAGCUGGUGGCUUGUUCCACGGUCCUCCUGGAGACCUACGCCUGCCGACUGCGGCACACCAUCGCAGCGUCCUUCUUCACGGCCCAGGAGGCGAGGAGGGUCCACCACCUUCAUGCCCGGCUCCAGCGGAGAUACGACAGGAACCGAGGCCAGCAGCUGCCCCUGCAGGCUCCUUUGAUCCCCACACCUGGACCUGCCAGCCAGCACCCAACAUGGAUAGACAUGCCUGGACGUACUGGACCCCUGAGAACAGAGAGCCCUGGAGAAGAGGGGAAAGAUGUUUGGAGUCACACAGACCUAAGUUGUCAUCUUGGCCCUUCUGCCGCCUCCCUGUGUUACCUUGGGUGGUGGCUGCACCUCUCUGAGCCUCGUUUUCAGCAGCCACAUAAUGACAAUGAUGCGAGCUACUUUCCACACGGGAAUGUGGGAAGGACAGAAUGAAAUAUUGGGCAUGAAAGGCCCCCGUACACAGAAAAGAGCUAUGCCAAGUGGAAGGCAAGGAAGCGCAGAAAUGGCUCAGGGCUUCUCAGGCAGGUGGGAGUCGGUCAAGGCUCUCACCCGCAUCAACGUUACCUGGCCAGUGGAGACUUUGCUUGUGAAUGUGCCUAAAUGCGCCUGGAACUUAUUUAUGUGCCCCCGAACCCUCUGAACUUACUGACUGUAAUCUACAAGU